UUGUAGAGCCACGUGUCAGGAGACCCUGCCGUCUCACUUGCACACACGUCACGGCGAGGUUUGAACGCUGGCGGCUCUGGUGUGGGACUGGACUGAUGGUCACUUCAGUGAGGGGCGGGCACUGUGCGCGGGAGCUGGCUCUGAUUGGGGAAUUGAGCAAAUGUUCCGAGACGCCGACCCAAUCGGCGAGAGGGCAGAUCGCGCGUGACAGCCGGGCCCGGCCCCACACGGCUCCUCAUGCAGCCCGCGCGCGGGGAGCGUCCGAUCAGCGGAAGCCGAGCGGCGCUCACAGGUGCGAGAGCGGAAGCGAGUCUAGUCUGGUCUGAUCUGGCUCCACUCACCUUUGGGCCCGGCCACCGUGAUCGCGCUGGAAGCUCCCGGGUUCUUCCUCAGUCUCAACUGCAGAAUCGGGAAUGGAGCGGAGCGCCGCGCCUCCUCACCCCUUCUUUCCUCGGGACCUGGUGAUUCCGUCCUACGUGCCCAAUGACCGCUCCAUGUGGGAGAUCCUGGCCUUCCUCUUCUGUGCCUCGGGGGUCUUCCUGGCGCUCACCUGGCUGAUCACGGCUGGCCUGGGCUCGUGGAGGCGGCUGGCCUUGUCCUGGUUCGCGAUCUGCGGCUUCAUCCACGGGGUGAUCGAGGGCUGGUUCUCCCUGUAUCACGACGUGAUUCCCGGUGACCAGAGCCUUCUGUCGCAGCUGUGGAAGGAGUACGGCAAAGGGGACAGCCGGUAUAUGAUAGAGGACAACUUCACCAUCUGCAUGGAGACCGUCACCGCCUGCCUGUGGGGCCCUCUGAGCUGCUGGAUCGUGUUCGCCUUCCUGACCAACCAGUCCUACAGAUUCGUCCUCCAGCUCGUGGUCUCCUUGGGCCAGCUCUACGGCGCCGUGCUCUACUUCUUCACCGAGCACCGAGACGGCUACUCGCACAGCCAGCUGGGACACCCCGUCUUCUUCUGGUUCUACUUCGUCUUCAUGAACUCGCUGUGGAUCGUGAUCCCACUGGCGCUCAUCGUGGAUGCGUGGCGUCAGAUGUCGACUGCGCAGGCGCACGCAGACAAGCCGCUCAAAUCCAAGAAGAAGUGAGAAGCAACGACGCUGUGUGACUCCAAGUUUUCCAUGGCUGAAGAUCUGAAUAAACACGUGUGUCGCUUGAGGUUCACUUUUGCUUCGCGAGGCAAUAAAGCACGAGCGCUCCGGACGCGCCACGAGAGCAACAGCGCUCAGGUAACUGUCGACGGUCACCGCCGAAACGGCUCGGCAGGGUCAGACCAUGCUGGCACGAGCGCGCCAAAAUCAUGCACCAAGUGAAGGAAAGUGCCGACUGAAAGAAUUUCAUCAUGAAGAGUGGAAAAAAAAGUGCUUCUUUGAAAUGCAAAAAGAAGAGGGGAUACAUCUUUAGAAUCGAAUGUUGGACAUCGGAAGAUAUGCGAUCACACAACAUGAGGAGAAGAACAUAUGGGGCUUUUUUUCAAGUUCAUUGAAAAACCAUCUCGAAACUUGGUUUCAUUUUUUUGGAUGAGGAUGACUCUGAAGAUAAUUUUUUACGAGGAACCCAACUGAUAACAAUUAAAGAAGGAAUAAUUCACCAUUUUAAUGACUGAUGUAGCUUCUCCAAAAGUAUCAUUUAAUUAUGCACAAAAGUAAGUUUAAGUUGUAAUAAUAAAACUAAAUAAAUGAUCCGAAAGAGAGCCUCGAGAAACUGAAAAACGAAACAAAAGAGAAGAAACUUGUUUGAAUUAUACUUUGUAAAACACUUUUGGUUGAUAUGUGUGUGCUGAGAGGGGAAAAAGA
Molecule: messenger RNA, 1790 nt
Organism: Synchiropus splendidus (mandarinfish)
Lineage: Eukaryota; Metazoa; Chordata; Actinopteri; Syngnathiformes; Callionymidae
Gene: ebp
Product: EBP cholestenol delta-isomerase
Exons: 4
Coding region: 414-1082 (222 amino acids)
Biological process (GO): cholesterol biosynthetic process
Cellular component (GO): membrane; endoplasmic reticulum
Molecular function (GO): cholestenol delta-isomerase activity; C-8 sterol isomerase activity; steroid Delta-isomerase activity
Source: RefSeq, a predicted model, not a curated record